AAGAAGAAGAAGAAAUUACGGAAGUACGGCUUCCAAACAGAUUCCCGUUGGAAGAGGAAAAUACAGUAUCGCCUCCCUGUCAUUAAAACUAAUUAAAUCUUGGGCUAACCAUUACUCAAAAAGACGAUGGGCACUAGAGAUGACGAAUAUGAUUAUUUGUUCAAAGUGGUCCUCAUCGGUGACUCAGGCGUGGGGAAGAGUAACCUGCUGUCCCGUUUCACCCGCAAUGAGUUCAACCUGGAGAGUAAGAGCACCAUCGGAGUCGAGUUCGCCACACGCAGCAUCCAGGUGGACGGCAAGACGGUGAAGGCUCAGAUCUGGGAUACAGCCGGCCAGGAGCGUUACCGCGCCAUCACAUCAGCGUACUACCGCGGGGCGGUGGGGGCUCUCCUGGUUUACGACAUCGCCAAGCAUCUAACUUACGAGAACGUGGAGCGCUGGCUGAAGGAGCUGAGAGAUCACGCCGACAGCAACAUCGUCAUCAUGCUGGUGGGCAACAAGAGCGACCUGCGUCACCUCCGAGCCGUUCCCACCGACGAGGCCCGGGCUUUCGCUGAGAAGAACGGUUUAUCUUUCCUGGAGACAUCGGCUCUGGAUUCCACCAACGUUGAGACAGCCUUCCAGACCAUUCUGACAGAGAUCUACCGUAUCGUCUCCCAGAAGCAGAUGUCGGAGCGCCAGGAGAGCGACAUGUCACCCAGCAACAACGUGGUCAACAUCCAGGUGCAGCCCACCGAGAACAAACCAAAGAUGCAGUGCUGUCAGAACAUCUAGCCCAGUCCUGGAUCUGCUGCUAUCCCUCCUCCUCCUCCUCCUCCUCCCUGUCUCCCCCUCCUCUCUCUCUCCACAGUCCUGCCUCCCUCCCUCCCUCCUCCUCCUCCUCCUCCUCCUCCUCUACCCAGCUCCCAGCUGCCUGACUCACCACUCACCCUCCUUCUUCCUCCCCCUCCUCAGAAAAUAGACUGCCUCGGUGUACUGCGUGGAGUGGGAGGGACGAGCCACAGCUUCAAGGCUGUGACCCGAACUCUGCACCUACCUGUACCUGCCUCCCCCCCCACCCAGCCCCCUCCUCCUCCUGCUCCUCCUCCUCCUCCUCCUCCCCUCCCUACCCCAGGUAAAUAAACCCCGUUAUAAGAAGUCACCGCGUGGGGUGGCCCCCCAAGCAGAGCCCCUCUGUCUUUAGGCUACUGCAGGACAGCAGGCAGCAGGCAUUUCAUAUCACUUUAGAUUUCAUUACUGUAGAUGCGCUGACAUGUCACAAAAAUGUCUUAAUAUAUGAAUGUGAUUUGUUUUCUUCUUCUUCUCUUUUUUUUUCUUCAUACUUUGUGCUCCUGUUGAUUUCUCACUUUUUUAUGAUCUUUCUCUGUAUUGUAUCAUAUAUCUACUAUUAGGUAUAUAUGAAUUUAAAGCACAUCAAAGUUGCUCUGAAGUGUAUUCCUCUAUACAAGCUGUCUGUCAUUUUUAGGCUUCCCCCCCCUCCCUCCUCCUCCUCCUCCUCUUCCUCCUCCUCCUCCUCCUCUUCCUCUCCUCCUCUUUAGUGCAAUGUACUGUUUGGAAACCAUGUGGAUGUAUCGGGCACAGUGUAGACGCGUGUGCUCCGUCGUCGCGGUAGUGUCAUGCCAUUCUGAUCUGAUUGCUGUGAAUAUGACGCUAGUGAAACGUAGAACCUUUCGCAUUUGCAGAGCUUCAGUUUGCGCCGUUGGGGGUGUGGGGG
Molecule: messenger RNA, 1714 nt
Organism: Thunnus maccoyii (southern bluefin tuna)
Lineage: Eukaryota; Metazoa; Chordata; Actinopteri; Scombriformes; Scombridae
Gene: rab11a
Product: RAB11a, member RAS oncogene family
Exons: 5
Coding region: 127-774 (215 amino acids)
Biological process (GO): exocytosis; melanosome transport; neurotransmitter receptor transport, endosome to postsynaptic membrane
Cellular component (GO): postsynaptic recycling endosome; axon; transport vesicle
Molecular function (GO): GTP binding; GTPase activity
Source: RefSeq, a predicted model, not a curated record